AAUCACUCACUGUACGGUAGAAUGCCGGCGCUCAGAGCUUCACCACUUACUCCUGACGAGCAUGUUGUUACCCCGGCGCUGGGUGCUUCUCUUCGCAGGUUCUCUCUCUUUCCUACUCUUUUUUUCAGUCUUUUCGUAUAGAUACCAAAUCCAUAAUGCCAUUUCAUAUGUUUCUCGACCAUUGUGGGAUCACCCAGAUGGUCCGACGCAAUUCAUAACUCACUACUACACUGAAGGACUACCUUUCGAUGAAGCCACAUGUAACCUCCAUGGGUGGCAUUUACGAAACUCUGAUCGGCCACCUGUCUGGGACGCCGUGCUGUUUUCAAGUGAGCUGGACUUGCUUGAGAUUCGAUUACACGAACUGGACGCUGUAGUGGACAAGUUCUUCAUUCUGGAAUCAAAUCGCACUUUCACAGGAAACCCCAAACCUUUGUACUUUGCAGAAAACCAAAGUCGAUUCUCAACUUUCCUUCACAAGAUCGUUUACCGUCAGCUUCCAUCUGAUGAUGCCGACCCUAAUCCAUGGACCAUCGAGGCAUUGCACCGCGAUACCUUGACACAGAUGAUCAACUCUGAGCUUUCAUCUCCCCACUCUCAACCCUUGGUGAUAUUUGCGGAUGUGGACGAGAUCCCAUCUGCACACUCCAUUCGUCUUCUUCAAACCUGCGAUGCUCCUUCUCCGCUUCAUUUACAACUCCGCAACUUCGUAUACUCAUUUGAAUGGCCCCUUGGACUCAAUAGCUGGAGGGCUCAGGUGCACAAAUGGGUAAAAGCAAACAGCCGAUACAUGCAUUCGAAGAGUGGAGAUGUGGCAUUAGCAGACGCUGGAUGGCAUUGCAGCUUCUGUUUCAGGACAUUGGACGAAUUUGUAUUGAAGAUGAAGGGAUACUCUCAUUCUGACCGAAUAGGUGGUGAUGUGUCCUUACUCUCUCACGAACGGAUCCAAAGGGUGAUCUGUGAAGGGAAGGACAUAUUCAACAUGUUACCCGAAGCAUACUCAUAUAAGGAUCUUCUUGCUUGGAUGACUCCGGAACCGUCGAAGUCGGUUAUCGGUGUCCCUCUAUAUGUUCUUCGGAAUCCGGACAAGUUCAAAUUCCUGCUCCCAGAUGGCUGCUUGAGAGAGAGUUGAUCAUGAUUACGAGGUGAUGAUACCCCUACAACAUUGUAUCAUACUGAAGGACGCUUUUGUUGCUUGUACAAUAUGACGAGUUGAAAAUACAAUAUAGUGUCAGUCAGAGCGUGAAAGAUCAGAAACGUGUGGAAAGGCGUACACUGGGGGUAGCGAUGUAACUGGACCUACGUUCAGACGUCAGCCAAACGUCUCGCAUUCCAUUAAGCUCCCAUCGGACUCACCGGGUGUAGUGGGGAUGGCUGGAAAUGGAGUAGCCGAGCACUAUCAGACUGAGUUAGUAACGAAGCAAGCCGUGCUGCUCCGAACACAUACUGCUGCUUGGACAUCACCUC
Messenger RNA from Somion occarium, 1467 nucleotides. Lineage: Eukaryota; Fungi; Basidiomycota; Agaricomycetes; Polyporales; Cerrenaceae. The record is from the annotation of a GenBank genome assembly.